Diachasma alloeum is the source of this 2627-nucleotide messenger RNA. RefSeq names its product dentin sialophosphoprotein. The record is from RefSeq and is a predicted model, not a curated record. Bases 5 to 1891 code for a protein of 628 amino acids. The transcript is spliced from 2 exons. Lineage: Eukaryota; Metazoa; Arthropoda; Insecta; Hymenoptera; Braconidae.
AAACAUGAAGAUGACAGUGUGUGAUAACACUACUAAAUACGUGGACCUCGAGGAAGGUUCCUUCGAGAAGAGACUCGAGAUCCUAGUGACAAAGGGCCCCAAGUCCCCCUGCUUCAGGUAUCUAAAAAUAAUAAUCUACCUGGAGCUCAUUUUAUUCAUCGGAUUCUUGGGGUUCAUGACUGCGCAGAAGUACUUCGAGCAGCCGUACUGGUCCCCACCACCUGUUGACCACCCGGUUGAUCCUCCAGCCUCAUCAGACACUACCGACAACCCCUUGACCCCUGAGCUAUCAACGUCAUCUCCAAGCGUCCUUGACCCUGAGUCAAUUGCGCAAAACUCGGAAAUACGUUUCCCAGAGCGUCCUUUCUCAUUCCCACACGAUCAAUUGAUAGAGGAGCUUAAAAGAGAGUUGGAAAAUUCCAGAAAUGGAGAUCUCCAGGAAACUGAUCAGAAUUCAGAUGCUUUAUUCCAGCCUUUCUUGGAAAUUGCGAAGGCAUUGGAGAAUAACGAGGAAUCCAGAGUAGAAGAGAACGAAGAAAAUGAAGAUAAUCGUGAGGUUCAUGAUCCACAAGGGGAUGAUCAAGUCUCCAAACAGAUGUCUGUCGAAAGCCAUGAGGAUGAUAGAGGAUUUGCCCCAGGAGCCAAUCUACACGUGUUCCUCAAUCCUUUCUUCCACGUCGCAAAGGAAUCGGAGGUUUAUGAUGAAAGGAACAGCCGAGAAAACUUCUCAGAGGAGUCCAGAGUAGAAGACAAUGAAAGAGAUGAAGAUAAUCAUGAGGUUUAUGAUCAACAAGGGGAUGAUCAAGUCUCCAAACAGUUGUCUGAGGAAAGCGACGAGAAUGACGGAGGAUUUUCCCCUGGAGACAAUCCACACGUGUUACUCCUCAAUCCUUUCUUCCACAUUAUGAAGGAAUUGGAGAUUGAUGAGGAAAGAAACAGCAGGGAAAACUUCUCAGGGGAGUCCAGACUAGAAGACAACGAAAGAGAUGAAGUUAAUCGUGAGGUUCAUGAUCAACAAGGGGACGAUCAAGUCUCCAAACAGUUGUCUGACGAACGUCAUGAGGAUGACAGAGGAUUUGCCCCUGGAGACAAUCCACACGUGUUACUCUUCAAUCCUUUCUUCCACAUUGCGAAGGAAUUGGAGAUUUAUGAUGAAAAAAAGAGCAGGGAAAAUGAAGACAAUCAUGAGGUUCAUCAUCCACAAGAGGAUCAACGUGAUGAAGAGGAUCAACUCUCCAAACAGUCGUCUGAAAGCGACGACAGCAGUUACAACUACCGAGACGUUUAUGAUAAUUCGGAGGACGAUCUUAAUGAAGAUGAAGUAGAAGAUCUGCCAACAGUGACGCCUGAAUCCAGAUUAUUCGAGAUGCUCUACCGGCUUGCAUUUGCUGAUGCCUCUGAAAGCAAUGAGCCGAUACUGGAGCCAUCAGAACAGUCCCAGAAUCCUCGAUUAGUCUUCCCUGAAGGCCCUGGAGACCUCGAGGGCUCCCACGAGACGUUCAUUCAUCCGAGUUCUUUCAUUCAUCAAGUGGAAUCAACGCAGAGGACUGAUGACCCCGAGAUAACAGCUGACCCCGGGUCUAUUGAAACGUCAGCAGAUUCCGAUGGAAAUGUUGAGAAAUCUGAGACGAGUGCAACUGAAUCUGUCGGAGAUGCCCAAGUGUCUGAGGAUCCUGAACCUGCGAACAAGAGUUCUGGGCAGACUGAGGCGGAUUGUGACCCCGAGAGCGAGAUAUUCAUCGAGGAUUCCACGAUGUUUCCAGCCUGGGCGAAUACGUGUGUUAAGAAAUAUGCUUUGAGCUAUGCCCUGAGCAGAAGGGACAGACCCGGCUGGAGAAGACCAGGCUUUUUCCCUUCGUUCCAUCCGCGUUUUUUCAGUGAUUUUGAAUGAUAAAGUUAUGAUUUUCUCUCAGACGAUUGGGAGGAAACAGUGAUAAGAGAAGAAUAAAACACAUGUUGAUGGAAUAAUAGAAUAAAAGAAUUUUUUCGAGGGCUGGAAAUGAGGUUUCUUGGUCUAGGCCAUGUCAAUUCCUUGGGGCAACACAUUCUAUUUCUAUUCCAAAUCUAUUUUAAUUUCUUUCUAAUUAAUCAACACAGUUGGAUGAAAAAAAUUAAUUCAUUGGUGAUGCAAUAUAAUGCAUCUAUAUAAUGCAAUAUAAUAAUGCAAUAUAAUGCAAUUGAUCGAGUCUCUCCAACUCAGGAUUAAUAAUUAAAUUAAGAUCAUCGUCAAAAUCAUCUAUCUUGUCUUCGUUUUAAUAAAAUAAUUAUCUAAUAAAUAUCAAAUAAUUAGAUAAUUACAUAAUUCAAUCAUUGAAUGAGGAUGAUACAAGUUUUCACGUAAAGUAUCAAUUCCUUGAAACAACCAAAUUUAUUUCAAUUAGUUUCUUGAAUAAUCAACGCAAUUAGGUUAAAAAAAUUGUUUAUUGUGGUUUAUUGUGGUUAUUAUUCUCUUCUUAAUAAUUAUAACACAAUUGUAUGAGUCUCUCCAGCUCAGGAUGAACAAGAUCAAAACCAUCUUGAUUAAAUCAAGAUCAUCAUCAAAACCAUCCAUCUUGUCUUCGUUUUAAUAAAAUAAUUAUCUAAAUAUCAAAUAAUUAGAUAAUUACAUAAAUAAAUAAUUGAAUGAG